Solea solea (common sole) is the source of this 2248-nucleotide messenger RNA. RefSeq names its product malic enzyme 1, NADP(+)-dependent, cytosolic (gene me1). NCBI's taxonomy places the organism in Eukaryota, Metazoa, Chordata, Actinopteri, Pleuronectiformes, Soleidae. Gene Ontology annotation, cellular component: mitochondrion. The transcript is spliced from 14 exons. Gene Ontology annotation, biological process: pyruvate metabolic process; malate metabolic process. Bases 163 to 1929 code for a protein of 588 amino acids. Gene Ontology annotation, molecular function: malate dehydrogenase (decarboxylating) (NAD+) activity; malate dehydrogenase (decarboxylating) (NADP+) activity; NAD binding. The record is from RefSeq and is a predicted model, not a curated record.
GUAAUAGUAAACAAUAAAAGCAGCGGAGUGGUCAUGAUAAGGAGAAACAGGCUCGGUGAGUGAGUGAGUAUCAGCGGCCUGACUGACUCUGACUCGGCUGCUCUGCAACGAUCCUGCACUUGUUGAGUUCAGCGGCUUCUCUCUAUUUAAAGAGACAACAACAUGUCACAUGCUCUAUCCAGACGAGAGUCGGUGGACACAGAGAUGCAGAAGUCCCGGGACGAGAGGAAAACUGUCGUUUUUACCAAGAAACGAGGCUACGAUGUGACCCGGAAUCCUCUCCUCAACAAGGGCAUGGCCUUCUCCCUGGAGGAGCGUCUCCAGCUGGGGAUCCAUGGCCUGCUGCCUCCGUGCUUCAUCAGUCAGGACGUCCAGCUGCUGCGAGUGCUCAAGAACUAUGACAUGAAGAGAGACGACUUGGACAGAUAUGUGUUCCUGAUGGGGCUGCAGGAUCGCAGCGAGAAGCUGUUCUAUCGGGUGCUUAUGUCAGACAUCGAGAGGUUCAUGCCCAUCAUUUACACCCCCACUGUCGGCUUGGCCUGCCAGCAAUACGGCCUGAUAUUCAGGCGACCGAGGGGGCUGUUUAUUACCAUUCAUGAUCGUGGCCAUGUCGCUUCCCUACUUCAAAACUGGCCAGAAAAGGACAUAAGGGCAGUGUGUGUGACGGAUGGAGAGAGGAUUCUGGGAUUGGGAGACCUGGGCUGUUAUGGCAUGGGCAUCCCAGUGGGCAAGCUGGCUCUCUACACGGCUUGUGGUGGUGUGCCGCCGCAGCAGUGCUUACCCGUCAUGCUGGAUGUGGGUACAGACAAUGAGGCACUGCUGAAGGACCCUCUCUACAUUGGGCUGAGGCAUAAGAGAGUGCGAGGCCAGGCCUAUGACGACCUUCUGGAUGAAUUUAUGACGGCCGCUACGGAUAGGUUUGGGUCGGACUGCCUGAUUCAGUUUGAGGACUUUGCAAAUGUCAACGCUUUCCGUCUGCUGAGGAAGUACCGCAACAAGUACUGCACAUUCAACGAUGACAUCCAAGGGACUGCUGCUGUGGCAGUAGCUGGACUCCUGGCCGCUCUUCGCAUCACCAAAACUAAAAUGUGUGACCACACCAUCGUGUUCCAAGGUGCAGGGGAGGCAGCGAUGGGGAUUGCAGAGCUCAUCAGCAUGGCCAUGGAGAAAGAGGGACUCGCUAAGGAAGAGGGCUUGAAAAAAAUCUGGAUGGUUGAUUCCAAGGGUCUCAUUGUCAAGGGUCGGGACAACCUGACUCAUGAAAAGGAGAGAUUUGCUCAUGAACACCCACAGAUGGAGAAGCUGGAGGAUGUGGUACGGCAACUGAAACCCACAGCCAUCAUUGGUGUGGCAGCUGUUGCCGGAGCUUUCUCCGAACAGAUCAUCAGGGACAUGGCGUCCUUCAACGAACGUCCCAUCAUCUUUGCCCUCAGUAACCCAACCAGCAAAGCCGAAUGCACUGCUGAGCAGUGCUACACAUUUACAGAGGGGCGGGGAGUCUUUGCCAGCGGCAGUCCAUUUGACGCCGUUACCCUGCCUGAUGGGAGGAAGUUCUACCCUGGGCAGGGAAACAACGCCUACAUCUUCCCCGGCGUCGGCCUGGGUGUCACAGUGUGCGCAAUUCGACACAUUACUGAAGAAAUCUUCCUUGUUGCAGCUGAGACUCUGGCUCGGCUGGUGACAGAGAAGGACCUGGAGGAGGGACGACUGUAUCCUCCGCUCAAAACCAUCAGUGACGUCUCCAUCGAGCUGGCUGUGAAGAUCAUGGAGUUUGCCUACCAACACAACAUGGCCACUCUUCGCCCGGAGCCGUCCGACAAAGAAGCGCACGUGCGCUCGCUCUCUUAUAGCACUGACUAUGACGAGUUUGUCAUGGACUCGUACCGCUGGCCGGAGGACUGUAUGACUGUGCAGUCAUGCAAACUUUAAUGCAGGGGACACAGAGACGAGACGCGCAUGCGCACUGGUAACUGUCACAGGAAGUGAUGUUGGGCCAUUAAAGAGGUUGCGUGCAAAUCUUUAUUUUCUCACUGAUAUAUUACUGUUAAAUUGCACUUUUUCAGGAAAUAGUUAUAAGUACAGAUUACAAAAAAGCGGAUGAAAUGUUAAACAAGAUGGUAUUUUACAAUAAUAUAUUUGGGGAAAUCUUCCACCGGCUGCUUUUGAUUGUUCUAUACUAGGAGUUUAUUUUAUGACUGUGACAGCUAUAAUCCACAUUUAAAUUUUCAAAUAAAAAUUGUUCAAUACA